AUGACUUUAAUAGUACCAACAACAACAACAACAGUUAAUAACAGUAAUAGUAAUAAUGAUCAUACAACAACAACAACAUUUAAUGAUAUAUUCAAAAUGACAUAUAUCAGAUCAUUGAUAUUCAAUCAUAUUGGUCAAAUAUUCAAAGUAGAGUAUGAUGCAAACCAAAAAGGUGAUAGACGAUAUUUGGGUGUCAAAGGAAGAGAUAUCAUCAAGUUACCUUAUCUUGGAAUGAUAUCAAAGUAUGCAAUGCCAUUGCAGUUCAUUCGUCACUAUCUACCACCAACCGAUAAAGUAGUACCCACAAGAAGAGUAGACGUUAUCGAUCGUUAUUGUCGUCAUCGUAAUGCAACAUCUGAUACUCUUGAAUAUCUAUUGGAAUGGUCACCAGGCUACGAACCUGUUGAUCAAUUAAUCAUCCAGGCAAUGGUUUCUGAUGGAAAUAUAGAGUUGUUGGAAUUCAUCUUCAAGAGAUAUCCACACAUUGCAAGAAGCAAUCAAAGAGUUGAUUUGAGUGACCUAUGUAAUAAAGGGGAUCUCUCGAUUGUCAAGUUAAUUGUAGAGUUCUAUUCCAUGGAGAAUGGACUACUAAGUAGUCAUCAUGCAAUAAGUUGUGCAGCUCGUAAAGGGUUUAUUGACAUUGUAAAAGAUUAUAAAGGUAAGUCAUAUCGUACCGAUAUAAAUGAAUCAACCUAUCUAUAUAUUAAUGAUCAGCCUUAUAUUAAUAAUACCUACAUUAUUUUACUAUUGUUUAUCGAUCAUACUAUUAGUGCUGAAAGUUCAGACUAUUCGAUCAUGUUUCUGACCAAAGAUAAUAAUGAUCGUCUCGAUAUUGUUAAAUUCUUUCAUGCUCAAGAAAAACAUCAAAGAGUAUUCAUGGAUCCAAAGGUCAUGGAAAAUGCUGCUAAAAAUGGAUUAUUAGAUGUUGUUGAAUUUCUACAUUAUAAUAGAACUGAAAAAGUAUCUACUCAAGUAAUGGAUAAUGCAGCUUUUGCUCAUUUGGAUAUUGUCAAGUUUCUUCAUUACAACAGAACUGAAGGUGCAACAACAAGGGCAAUGGACAAUGCAUCUAGUCGAGGGGCUCUUGAAAUUGUAAAGUUUCUUCAUUACAACAGAACUGAAGGUGCAACAACCCGGGCUAUGGAUGCGGCAUCUUUUCGAGGGGCUCUUGAUGUUGUAAAGUUUCUUCAUUUCAACAGAACUGAAGGUGCAACAACCCGGGCUAUGGAUGCGGCAUCUGGAAAUAAUCACAUUGAUGUUGUAAAGUUCCUUUAUGAACAUCGUAGUGAGGGUGCAACAAGCUUAGCAAUCCAUCAAGCUAUUGAAAGUGGACACACUGAAAUGGUUGAAUAUCUUGUUCAAGUUGUCAAAAGUGAAUGUUCAUCGGCUGCAGUUCGAAUGGCAAUAGAAAAAGGUAGAUUAGAUAUUUUAUCUCUUCUUCAUGACUAUUAUCCAAACAACAGUGGUGUUUGGACAAGAAGUGAUAUGAAUUUGGCAGCCAAACUGGGACACUUUGAAAUUGUCAAAUUCCUUCAUGAGCAUCGUCAAGAGGGAUGUACUGUCAAAGCUCUAGAUAAUCAUCUAAAAAGGGGAUUCAUGGAUAUUGUAUUAUUCCUUCAUCAACACAGAACUGAAGGUGGAACGUAUAAAGCAAUGUCUGAUGCAGCUCAAUAUGGUCAUUUUGAAAUUCUAAAGUUUUUAUACAACAAUCGACGACAAGAAGUAAAUGUAGCAGAUGCAAUAGAAUUAUCAUGUUGCAAUCAAAGAAAUGAAAUCCCUUUGUUCUUGCUCGAUAUUUUCAUCAAAGAAAAAGAGGAUAUAGGAGGAUUGAAAGCAGCACGCCUCCAACUAGAUAAUAUUGAAUCUGCAAUCAUUAUAUCAUCAAUUUGUGGUCACCUUGAAUAUGUCAAGUAUCUUGUAUCAACAUUCAACAUUACUACCCUUGAAAAGGAUUCGAUUUACGAAAUCAAAUAUUUAUUAGGUAUUUAUUUAAAGGUAUUCUACACAACAACAACAAUCCAACAACAACAACAACAACAAACAAUACAAACAAUAUAA
Messenger RNA from Cavenderia fasciculata, 2058 nucleotides. RefSeq lists its product as uncharacterized. The record is from RefSeq and is a predicted model, not a curated record. Gene Ontology annotation, molecular function: protein binding. Lineage: Eukaryota; Evosea; Eumycetozoa; Acytosteliales; Cavenderiaceae. Bases 1 to 2058 code for a protein of 685 amino acids. The transcript has 7 exons.